AUGUUUGAUGUGUGGAAUUUUGAGGCUACUGAGGUGGUGUAUGCGUCUAAGCCAAGAGUGGGGGCCUGCGCCACUUUUCGAUUCACCUGGGCGCAGGGCCUCGGUGGUGGGUUUGAUGCCCCCCAUGCCGCCAGUGUGUCCAUCAGCACAGAGGGCAGCGGCGUGGGGAAACCUUCAGAGCCCCCUGUGGCCAGCACUCGCACCAAGCCUGUGCUGGGUACUGAAGUGGUAUCGGCUGCUCAGAGUGGCUGCGUUCGGCUGAGCUUUGAGUUCCAGGUGGCAGAACAGACCAGUGUGGUGUGGGAGACUGUGGUGGUGGGCCGGCGACUGUAUCUGUGGCUGGUGCACCUUCCCGAGGGCAGCAAGGAGGCCUUCGUGUCCCUGCUGGAGUAUGCUGAGGAGGUGCUCGGCUGCUCCCACGUCCUGGUCUGCUUCAGGAAGGACCGCAGUGACAGGGCUAUGUUACUGCGCACCUUCAUGUUCCUGGGUUUCGAGGCUCUUCCACCGGGCCACCCUCUCGCCCCGGCAUCUGGCGACCACCUCUACAUGGUGUACCAGAUCGACUGAACAUCUUCGGGUUCAUGGUUACGUUGGCUGAUCCUGUCGCUGUGUCACACUCGCCCCCCUUCCGCUGCUGCUGCUGCUGCUGCCGUGUUGAUAAAGUGUUGAUAGGUGGUUAAGUGGUGGUGUUUACUCUUGAUCUUGGUCUUGUCUUGUGUUGCUUCAAAGUGUUUUAAUAUUAUUUCGUCUAUUUUUCGUAAUCUGAGAAUUUUGUUCACGUAAUAAUUGUCUUGAUUUUUUUUUUUUUUUUUUUUUAUUUAAUUUCUUUCUCGUGAUUUAUUAAUUUCAGUCGUAUUGUAUUGCUGUUUUAUUUAUUUUUGUGUGCAAAUUGUACAUGAUAUCUUUCUAUUUGCUCAAGUAUUUUUUUGUUUUCAAGGUAAACGUAAAAGUAAUUGUUUCUUUAAUGCGUUUAUUUAUUUUUUUCAUAUUCCAGGCUCUUUUAUCAUUAUUUUACUACUUUUUCCUCGUUUUGCUCACUUUUCAAUGGAGAAUAACAAAAGCAAGUGUUUAUUUACUUUUUGUAUUUGUUCCAAGGGUAAAAAGUGUUAAGUGAGGAGUGGUAGUACUCUUAAGUGUUUUUAAAAGUAGUUCGGGUCUGAUCUUCCAAAGGUGAAAAGUGUAAAAAUAACAAAAAAAAAGUCUUGAUUCUCAGCUUGAAAUGUUGCAUCAGUAUUUAGUUUCCCCACACGAGGCACCAACAAGUCGGGUGUUUCUAAGAGUAAUGUUUCUAAAGGUAGGCGAGGGAGUACUUUUUGUGUGUACUUAACCUUUUUCGUAAGACUAAGAGGUACCUUUUGUAUUUUAAGAGUAAUGCUUUGGAGAGAACUGUAUAUUUUUUUGAGCGCAUCCAACUCUUUUGUGGUAAAUUCUAAGCAAGCUGCUCCAGAUGUUUUUUGUAAAUUUUUAAGCGAUGGAACUGUCUUUUCCGGUAAAUUUAAGUACGUAACUGGACGUUUUAAGUAUGUUGUGGGUGAAUAUUAUUAAGUGACAACCAAAACGUGUAAAUUUUAAGUAAUCGGGUUUAAGCAUUUGGCGAACAAUUAAUUAAAACAAAACAUUUCUAGGUGAAUACUUUAAGUCAUAUAGUAGACUCAUUAAGUAAAAAAAGAACCACACUUUACACUAGAAACUUAAGGGAAAACCAAGCUUUGUGUAGUAAAUUUAAGUGACACUGGAAAACUAAGCAUCUUUUAAGUACAGUAAGUUUAGGUAACAUAACCCACACCAGUUGUUUUGUGGUAAAGAUUUGUGACUUGCAGUGGUGACAGUGAGCAGCGUAGGGGUGUGGCUGUGGCGCGGCGAGAGAGUGACAGAGUUCCCCACGUGGUAGAUGUGGUGUAGAGGGCAAGGGUGGCACUGUUCUGAUGUGUGGCGAGGCAGGGUUGACAGCGGCACUCUUCCUCUUAAUUUUGUAAAACGAAAACAAAACACAGACUUGCACUUGUCAAUAAAUGUAAUGCAAGUG
Messenger RNA from Portunus trituberculatus (swimming crab), 2026 nucleotides. It is a transcript of the gene Oda, whose product is annotated as ornithine decarboxylase antizyme 1-like. Gene Ontology annotation, cellular component: nucleus; cytoplasm. The transcript is spliced from 4 exons. Bases 1 to 567 code for a protein of 188 amino acids. Lineage: Eukaryota; Metazoa; Arthropoda; Malacostraca; Decapoda; Portunidae. Gene Ontology annotation, biological process: positive regulation of protein catabolic process. Gene Ontology annotation, molecular function: ornithine decarboxylase inhibitor activity. The record is from RefSeq and is a predicted model, not a curated record.